Messenger RNA from Prorocentrum cordatum, 1227 nucleotides. Lineage: Eukaryota; Dinophyceae; Prorocentrales; Prorocentraceae. The record is from the annotation of a GenBank genome assembly.
AUGCAGGACGAGAUGACGGGCCCAUCGGCGGAGGUCCCUGGCGAGCCCAGAGUGCAUGACGCGGACUACAUGGCCAACACCAUGGCAGACGGGACUAAGCCUCACGGGGGCAGUGGCCGCAGCCACGCUGUGAGCCGCAUGUGCAGGGACGAAGUGGAUCCCUUCGACGACAUAUCCGAGUAUGAGGAGAACGGCGGCCGCGGAGAAGCCGACGCGUACGAGGAGCUGGCACGCUACGAGCAGGACAUGGAAAUGGAGUUCCUGGCUGCGUACGGCGACUCGAACGAUGAGAGGGGCAGCCCCAUGAAUGAGCAGGAGACACUAUAUGCGAGCGAGAAGGCCCGUGAAAGUGAUGGACCGAACUCACUGGCAGGGACAUGCAGCGGGGCCAAAUCGCUAAAGGACCGCACGGUGGAGGCAACGCCCAAGAUCGAUUCCGCGGUUAUGAACGGUGCAUGGAAAGCAGCAUCAUUCAUUCACACCAGAGAUGAAGCAGACGAACCACCACCCUUCAUUGCAGCGAGCGCGGCCUACAAGUCGGACCCAGAAGGCGCAAAAGCCCUGGCCAGAACCUGCGACAGAACCAUGAGUGCAUUGGAGUCGUUCUACUGCAUGUGCUACAAGAUCGAUUUAGAGGACCGCGAAUAUUACAAAAGGAGAAGGAGAAGCUACAUCUUUCGAGACGGUCAACUUACGCGAGAAGGGGGAAGGACGGACACGAUAUGCAAGUAUGAGAGCGGACUGGUGAAGCAGAACGGAGGCAAUCCUAAACAAGAUGAUCAACCACAGACAAAAGGCACAGCGGAAAGGCAUGUCGACGCGCUCGUGAAGGCAGCGAGGCGUCUGGUACUUGAUGGAAUUCCAGGAGCUGGCAACGCGACGCCGGCGGCGGAGCUACAUCGGUCAAUAUGGGCACAGCGCAUGGGGGAUCUGAAAAGCGUCGACACGGAGAUUUUGGAGGGAAUGGCGUGGCAGGCGGAGAACGAGAGGCAAGCAGCAGCACAGCGGGAUCUACGCGAAGGAGCUCGCACAUAUGCUAAAUGGCUGGCUAUGGCGGAGAAAGAGCCAGGCAUACUGUACAAGAUAACGAGGCCUCCUGCACGGCGCGAGGAAGAAAUAGCGACAACAAGCGGAGUAAUAUGCUGCCCCACGGAGAUCGUGGACCUCAAAGCGGAGGCGUUCAAGGCCACCUGGACAGACCCUGGCAACCCACGCGAGAGGCGCUGA